AUAAAAAAAAAAAAAGGGAAGAUAAUCGGAAAAAAUGGCCGCCAAUGGCCACAGUGUUCGGGUGGAGGAAUCAACACUAGUACCCUUAUUGGAUCAUUCAUCUUCCAACGUCGAUUUGGGUGCAAAACUCCCGGACCAAGAACUCGAUCUCUCUUUCCGGCAACGGUACCUGAUUGAAUCCAAAAAGCUAUGGCACAUAGUCGGCCCCGCCAUCUUCAGCCGCAUCGCCUCCUACUCCAUGUUCGUCAUCACUCAAGCUUUCGCCGGCCAUCUUGGCGAUCUCGAGCUCGCCGCUAUCUCCAUUGCCACCAGUGUCAUCGUCGGCUUCGACUUCGGCCUCUUGUUGGGAAUGGCGAGUGCUUUAGAGACGUUGUGUGGCCAAGCAUACGGCGCCAAAAACUAUCAAAUGUUGGGGGUGUAUCUACAACGGUCAUGGAUUGUACUUUUCAUAUGCUGUAUAUUAAGUCUACCAUUAUAUAUCUUCGCUUCGCCGGUGCUGAAACUGCUCGGACAACCGGCGGACAUAGCGGAGCUCUCCGGCGUGGUGGCGAUGAGCUUAAUACCGCUCCAUUUCAGCCUCUGUUUUCAGUUUCCGAUACAACGGUUUCUUCAAAGCCAGCUUAAAACGUACGUGAUUGCAUGGGUGUCGAUGACGGCGCUGGUGGUUCAUUCCGCCAUCAGUUGGCUGGUCGUCUACAGGUUUCAACUCGGACUGGUUGGUACGGUGGUGACAUUGAAUAUCUCGUGGUGGCUGAUCGUUAUUGGGUUGUUUUCUUACACCGUUUGCGGUGGUUGCCCGGAGACUUGGAAUGGGUUUUCCAUGGAAGCGUUUCAAGGAUUAUGGGGGUUUGUAAAGCUCUCCGCCGCCUCCGGCGUCAUGUUGUGUUUGGAGAAUUGGUACUAUCGGAUAUUGAUAGUGAUGACAGGAAACUUGGAGAACGCAAAAAUUGCAGUCGAUGCUUUGUCCAUUUGCAUGUCUAUCAACGGGUUCGAACUCAUGAUCCCUCUUGGAUUCUUUGCUGGAACAGGAGUUAGGGUUGCAAACGAGUUAGGAGCAGGCAACGGGAAAGCUGCAAGAUUCGCUACCAUAGUUUCAGUUACCACAUCUUCGGUCAUAGGCCUUUUCUUCUGGCUCUUGAUCAUGUUAUUCCACAACGAGCUAGCGUUGAUCUUCACCAACAGUGAACCCGUCUUGGAUGCCGUUAGCAGGCUUGCACUUCUUUUGGCCUUCACAAUUCUUCUAAACAGCGUUCAACCUGUUCUUUCAGGCGUUGCGGUCGGUUCUGGAUGGCAAUCAUACGUGGCAUAUAUCAACUUAGGUUGUUACUAUUUGAUAGGAGUCCCAAUGGGACUUGCCAUGGGCUGGCUUUUUCAUCUUGGGGUCAUGGGUAUCUGGGCCGGAAUGAUCUUCGGAGGAACCGCAUUCCAAACGGUGGUACUUGCUAUCAUUACAAGCCGUUGCGAUUGGGAAAAAGAGGCCCAAAGAGCAAGUAGCCAUGUAAAGAAAUGGGCAGUGCUGCAUUGAUUGAGACACAGCUUAUUCUAUCUCCAUCCAUCUCACCAAGAAUCUGGUACUAAUGGCUUUCAUCAGGCCAUUUCCUUUUUGUUAUGUUUCCUAAUUAUUUAAUUUUACUUUUGGUAUUAAUUAAUUAAUUAAGAAAAGAAAACGUAGAUCUACUCGGUGAACGGUAUGAUUCAAAUGUAACCAUCAAAAAAUUCGAACGGUUAGCCAUCGGUAUUCGAUUCAGCUUAUGCGCACCGACGAAUUCCUCGGACGGCUAUGAAUAACUUAGACUCAUUGUGGAUGAACCUACAUGGUCAUAAAGAUUCUGGUGGCAUUUGGAUUUGAACCCGAAGAAAAUGAGAUUUCCACUGUGUUGGGUGUCAAGUGUUUUUACAGUUUUCUUUUAUUGGUUUGUAUGUGCAAGAAACAGUUUGAUUUAUAAAAGACGAGGUAAAUUUGGUCAAGU
Cynara cardunculus var. scolymus (artichoke) is the source of this 1970-nucleotide messenger RNA. Its product is annotated as protein DETOXIFICATION 27. The transcript has 8 exons. Gene Ontology annotation, biological process: xenobiotic detoxification by transmembrane export across the plasma membrane. NCBI's taxonomy places the organism in Eukaryota, Viridiplantae, Streptophyta, Magnoliopsida, Asterales, Asteraceae. Gene Ontology annotation, molecular function: xenobiotic transmembrane transporter activity; antiporter activity. The coding region runs from base 35 to 1525 and encodes 496 amino acids. Gene Ontology annotation, cellular component: membrane. The record is from RefSeq and is a predicted model, not a curated record.